GGAGGCAGCCUGGGAGGUGACUGUCACACUGGGGCUCUCCUAAAGCAAAGCUGGUGGGAGGAAUGGAGCCCUGGUGCCCCGGAUAAAGGCAGGGCUGCGACAAAUCAGCUGAGGAGGGACAGCUGCACAGGGCCCGUCAGGGGCAGACCCACAAUGAAUCCACUACAGGAAGUCAUAUUCUGCCGCCAGUUUGGCAACCAGCACCGGGUCCCAAAGCCCUACUACCGGAGGAAAACCUACUUGUGCUACCAGCUGAAGCUGCCCGAAGGCACCCUAAUUCACAAAGACUGCCUUCGAAAUAAGAAAAAGCGCCAUGCGGAAAUGUGCUUUAUUGACAAGAUCAAGGCACUGACGCGGGACACAUCCCAGAGAUUCGAAAUCAUCUGCUAUAUCACAUGGAGCCCCUGCCCCUUCUGUGCCGAGGAACUGGUUGCGUUUGUCAAAGACAACCCCCACCUCAGCCUGCGGAUCUUUGCCUCCCGCCUGUACGUCCACUGGCGCUGGAAGUAUCAGCAGGGGCUGAGACACCUGCACGCAUCCGGGAUCCCAGUGGCUGUCAUGAGCCUCCCAGAGUUUGAGGACUGCUGGAGGAAUUUUGUGGACCACCAGGACAGGUCGUUCCAGCCCUGGCCCAACCUGGACCAAUACAGUAAAAGCAUAAAACGUAGGCUCGGGAAGAUCCUGACGCCCCUGAAUGAUUUAAGGAAUGACUUCAGAAAUUUGAAACUUGAAUGACCAUCAACCCUCCCCCCGCCACCCACCCUGUUCCUGCAGCAUCUCAAUGCUUCAUAAACUGC
This is a messenger RNA of Felis catus (domestic cat), 797 nucleotides long. RefSeq names its product apolipoprotein B mRNA editing enzyme, catalytic polypeptide-like 3Z3 (gene APOBEC3Z3). Gene Ontology annotation, molecular function: cytidine deaminase activity; zinc ion binding; RNA binding. Lineage: Eukaryota; Metazoa; Chordata; Mammalia; Carnivora; Felidae. The record is from RefSeq and is marked provisional. Gene Ontology annotation, biological process: cytidine to uridine editing; defense response to virus; DNA cytosine deamination. Gene Ontology annotation, cellular component: cytoplasm; nucleus; P-body.